Molecule: messenger RNA, 1416 nt
Organism: Toxorhynchites rutilus septentrionalis
Lineage: Eukaryota; Metazoa; Arthropoda; Insecta; Diptera; Culicidae
Exons: 1
Coding region: 1-1416 (471 amino acids)
Biological process (GO): DNA integration
Molecular function (GO): nucleic acid binding
Source: RefSeq, a predicted model, not a curated record
AUGAAUAUAGCUGAUGUGUUUUCCAGACUAUCAACGAUUCAACCGAGAGCGUUUGAUGAUGAAGAAGAACUCAUGGUUCGUGAAGUAGCUAAUUCAGCAGUUUCAGCGAUUGCAUUAAAAUGGGACGAGAUUGAAAGUGCGAGCAAAAAUGACCCUCAAAUUCAACGAAUCAUUGAGGCGUUGGAUGCUGGGAUGACUGUAGAUCUACCUUUGGCAUUCCGAAUGAUAUUUACAGAGUUGUGUAGGUUAGGUGAUAUCCUUUUAAGAGGGGACCGAAUAGUGAUUCCUCAGCAACUUCAACAGCGAGUUCUUCAUCUGGCUCAUGAGGGUCAUCCCGGCAUCAGGGUUAUGAAAGGUCAUCUCCGCGCUAGUGUAUGGUGGCCUAAAAUGGACCAACACGUAGAAAGCUUUGUGAAAGAAUGCAGGGGCUGUACUUUAGUGACAACUCCAAACCCACCUGAACCAAUGAUAAGAAAGCAGCUUCCUACACGGGCUUGGGAACAAAUUGCUGUCGAUUUUCUUGGACCGCUCCCGGAAGGGGAAAACUUGCUCGUUUGUGUCGAUUACUUCAGCCGAUAUCUCGAAGUGAUUGAGAUGAACGACAUAUCUACAACGUCAACUAUUGACGAGUUAAUGAUUAUUUUCUCUAGAUAUGGCAUUCCUGAAAGUCUUAGAGCGGAUAAUGGACCACAAUUCAGUUCUGACGAGUUUCGCAACUUUUGUGAUGAGUAUGGUAUACGUUUAGUCCAUUCAAUUCCGUAUUGGCCACAAAUGAAUGGUGAAGUGGAGCAGCAAAAUCGGUCCAUUCUCAAGCGAUUACGCAUAGCACAAGAACUUGGGAAGGAUUGGCGUCGAGAGUUGCGACAGUAUUUACUCAUGUGUCACGCAGCUAAUCACACAACGACAGGAAAAUCGCCAUCUGAACUGAUGUUUGGUCGCCGAAUGCGUACAAAAUUACCAACUAUUCUUGCUACCUCUCCAGAAUAUGACGAAGUGAGAGAUCGUGAUGUUGUUGAAAAAGAGAAGGGAAGGGUAUAUGCAGAUGAGAAGCGAAGAGCCCGAAAGAGUGAUAUAGAGGUAGGGGAUCAGGUAUUGGCAAAACGUGUGAGGAAAGAAAAUAAGUUGAAUGCUGAUUUUAGUACAGCAGAAUUUGAUGUAGUCAGAAAAAGUGGCACGGAUGUUGUAAUCCGUUCAAAGGAGACUGGGGAGGAAUUUAGAAGAAGUGCAGCACAUUUGAAGAAGCUGCCGCAUACUAAUGUAUCGAACAAUUCUUCCGAGACUCUACCAGUGAAUAAUGACGAUUCCAUAAAUGAUGAAAGCAUAAUAGGUAUUCCUGCGGAUUCUAAUGAGCUAGCUAGUACGUCGAAAAGAAACAGAUCUGAGCCUAUCCAUUUCAAGGAUUAUCUUACCUACUGA